AAGCACAUGUUCAAUGCCUGCUUAGCUGUGUGUGGAAAAGCAUGUAAGAAAAUCUUGGAGAAAAUGGGGUUGGUAAAGCAAGAUUGUUAAUUAAAUAAUCUCUAUUGCUAGUGCAAGAUAAUAUAUAUUAGCGUUAAGAGUUGCGUGUUACUAACAUAGUAAUGUUACUGAUCGUUCUAACUAGCAGUAAACAAGCUGGUAUCCACAGAUAGCCUGGCUAGUAUGUUUACAAGCUAAGGUCUUUGGACGAUUUUGGAAGUGUCAGGCUAAGCAUAUGUAGCUACUGACCUAAAUCUACUCAACUAAUUAAGGAUUAUUUAGAAUAAUAAGGUCGUUGUCGAAGAUAACUUCUCGACUUGCUACCCUGUUCCGUUUUAGCAACUGGUAUUUAGCUACCAGGCGUGGAGGAGGCGUGCUAGCUAACUUGCAAGUUGCGUUUAUGUGUGUGACUUCUAGCUGUCUCCCAGGGAGGCACGGUUGCUAGCUAGCUAGCUAGUUUUCAGUUUGCAUCAAUCCUACAAUAAUGUUUCGUGUUCUCAAGCAAUAUAUUCAUAAUUUUACCAUUUAAUACAGCGAAUUCAGUAAAUACUGUUUAUGUUGAAGAUACACGUAUUAAUAUUUUGUUUUUGCUAGCUAGACAAGUACUUAAUUUAAUUGUAUUUAGUAUCAGACUCCAAACCGCUAACAUCAGCUAGCUAGUCUUUAGCCGAACACAGAGGUUGGUGUACUGGCCCACACAGCUAUGUUUCAGUCUGUCCAAAGACGCCCGAUCUGCGGAAUAAGGGUGCAAACAGUUCGGCUUCCUGGCCUGCACACAGUUUGUAGUGAGGCUGUAGGGAAGGCCAACGGUCCUGUAGUAAAGAGAGCAGCGGCAUGGAUGAGUCGACGCAUGGAUUUCCUGCUCUCAUGGCUGCACAAAGCAGGAGUGUGUGCAGGUGAAACGGGAUCAGAGAAGACACGAAAAGGCAUGGUGUCCUUACUUGCAAACCAGUGCAGUUUCGUUACGGGCCAGAGGUUCAGACGCGCAUGGCAGAUUGGCGAGCUGUACUCGAAUCUCUACUCCGAACGUUCCCGAAUGAGUCUCGUGAGCACACUGUGGCGCCGCUUCCAAAGCAAACACGCACGCACUAGCAAACUAGUAGCAGCGCUGGCUGGAGUCUUCAUGUGGGAAGAGGAGAAGAUUAGAGACGAAGAGCUAAAAAGGUGUGCCGGGGAACUUCAGGCCAUAGAAGUGGUGAAGAACAGAGGAGCUUCCCAGGAAACAGCCUCUCGGCUCCAGGAAGAAGGCUGGGAGAUCGUCAUGGAUAAGAAGAACUUCUGGGUGUGGAAACGUCCCCUUCAGAACAGCCAUUUGUACGAAUACAAAGUGUUGGGAACGUACACAGACAUCACCCCUAGGCAGUUCUUCAAUGUUCAGCUGGACACGGAGUACCGGAAGAAGUGGGACGCCCUGGUGAUCAAGCUGGAGGUAGUGGACAGGGACUUCAACACGGGGUCGGAGGUCGUGCACUGGGCCACAUACUUCCCCUAUCCCUUGUAUUCAAGAGACUAUGUUUAUGUGCGUCGGUACGACGUGGAUCUGCAGAACAACCUCAUGGUCUUGGUAUCCCGGGCUGUGGAACACCCCUCCAUUCCAGAAAGUCAGGACUUUGUUAGGGUCCGGUCUUACCAGUCAAAGAUGGUGAUUCGUCCACACAAGUCCUUUGACGAGAACGGCUUUGACUAUCUGCUGACCUACAGCGAUGACCCUCAGACCGUGUUUCCUCGAUACUGCGUGAGCUGGAUGGUGUCCAGUGGCAUGCCUGACUUCCUGGAGAAGCUCCACACCGCUGCCCUCCGUGCCAGGAACCAGGAAGUGGGAAUGCAGGACUACAUCAACGUGGUGAAACCCAGCGAGAAGACCUCCCAGCCCAGCCCGGACCGCCUCGGGGAGAAGGCCCGAUCCAGGGGCCAGAUCUACGCCUGAAAAGGACCAGGUCACUGAAGGGGGGGGCGCCUCUCCACCCACCCCUACCACCAGCCCCCAUAAAAGGCAUUUUCUAUGAUGGAGGAGCUGGUGUUUGAAUUGACUGAAGCUGAAGGCCACCUACGAGGAACGCUGCCCCCUCCCUUCUCCACCGGGGAGAAGCCGGAGAAAACAACCCUAAUUUUGUGUGAUGGAGGCGUUUCGCAAGGCUGAGGCCUUGGAGAGCAGCCUCCGGAGAGGUUCUGCAAGUCUGGAGACAUGAAGGUCUUUUGGAGACUCUUUGACCCAAAAAUGUGCAAAGGGAGGUGCAAAGGGAGGGCUCGCUCUUUCUACUUGGCCUGAAUCCAGCUGCUUGAGCCUCACACACACUCCGUCCCGUGAUUUUCGCCCCCGUGCAGCAGUUGUGCCAUCUUGCACCCUUCUCUCACUUUCAUUCUUUUGCUUUUAUUUUUUAGUUUUUUUUUUUUUUACAUUUAACGAGCAUCUAAUCACAAUCAAGUGGUAUCAAGUCACAUUGACAAUUUGGUUACUGGCUUAAUUUCUGUUACAGUCACAGAGCAAAAUGCUCAACUCAAUAAUCUAAUGAAGCAGCCAUUGUUUCAGGAAUCUCAUCCGUACGUGUGGACUGAAAUUCCAGCCAGCCCCAAAGGCACCCAGAGGGCUUCUGAUAAGAAUUUCCGGACGUGUUCCUGAUCGCAGGGAACGUGGAACCAACCGCUCCGGCACCUCAAACGGCCUUCCGUGAACGCUACGCCGGCCCUCACCACUGGGGGCGUGUCUUACAACAACCACAGCAUCCUCAGCCACUGCGCCUUCUCCGCCUCCGCCUCACAACACCCCGCCACUUCAAAAUGGCCUCCUUUGAGACGGGUCGGCCUCUACGGUCUGUCGUUUCUACAGAAAGGCAGAUAGCGGAUUGACCCUUUUCAUCCCGCCCACUCUUCUUCAGCGGUGUUCCUGGGGUUUAAGAAAUACCAGCGUUCUUUACUCGUCUGUUUGCAUGUUUGUGUGUGCGAUUAACACAGUUUACAGGAAACCCGUAUUCACAGAGGAACUUGAGUACGGAGGUGUGCCACUGACUGUAUGGUCUGGAGUUCUUGGCUCUUGAGCUGAAUAUGCGCAACGAACCGGCUGUCUCUUAUUGUCACAAAUGAAGUGUGGCUUCUGUAUGCAUGAAUAUGGCGGGCGUAGGUUACUGUUAACGCUAUCCGAGUGUUGCAGCUGUUGUGCACUCAAAGGUAAAGUCCAUCAGCACAGGUGGAGAGAGGAAAGUCUGUGUAAAACGCACUUAAAGGAUUGAAAAAUCCACUGCUACUGAAAUUAUGAAUUGAUUUAAAUAAAUCUCAUUUGUUUGUCCUUGCCUAAGUUAUGUCCAGAUGUUGACGUGUGAAUGAUUUACUGAAGGCUGAAGGACUUGCGCUGUGACAUUUGCUCCGGCCAAAGAUGUGAUUCACCUCCCGAUUAAUCAAGAUGUACUGAUGUUCAACCCUAAACAUCUCCGGGGACAACACGUAUUUGGCUUUGACGCGGAAUUUCCUCUCCUGCAGUCAGGUGUCAGAGAGCGCAUUCUCUUAAUGUCUAUCCGUGCUUAUAACAUGCUUAUAACCUUUCUCUGCCUCCAGUGGAGACAUUUUGGGCUGACAAAAAUGUCAUUGACUUCCUUUUAUACGGAAAAAGUUGUGUGAGAGUGUACAGGUUUUGGCUUUCAUGACGUUAGAACAUUAACCACAUUCACACCUUUUAUGCCAUUUUAUGUUGUCUAUGACACCAGAAUGAUGAAGAGGAGAAAGAAUGUCGAUUCGGACCGUCCGCAGGUUUGGUGACAUCACUCCGGCCCAGUUCAGGGCAGUGCAGUGUGGGUAAUGUGCACGGGUAGGACCGUCCCAGCAGGAUCCAGUCAGAACCACAUCGGCUGGUCAUGUGUGGUUGAAACAGGGAUUGCAGAACUACUCUUUGGCCACUGAAAUACACAUUGUUAUUAAAUAUAGGCUUUCAAACACAGUUCUGUAAUUCUAGAAAGCUGGAUUCUACUCUACUCUCUGGCUGUGGUGAAUGCUAAAGCAUUUUAUUGUGGUUUACAGUUUCUCCACUUGUCCGAUGUUACAAAUGAUGUUGUAGCAGUAUGAGGUUUUUAAAAAUAUAUAUAUAUAAAUUGUACUAAUCAAUGUGUUCCCUUAACCUUCACAUACUAAGCUCACUAGCCAAUUUUGCAGUUUUAUUGUCCACCAAAUAUCCCCACACAUCGCUGGAUAAAUAAAGGUAUUUCCCUGCCAGUAAUUUUGAAUGGAAACUAAUCUCAUUUUUUGUUACCCUUUUAACUUUCAAGGACAUAAACCAUUUCAUAACAAAUCUAGCAAUGGUGAUAUUAUUAGAGAUGAUUGAAUGUCAUUUUCAGAAAGCGCUUUUGUUUUUUUGCAGUUGCUAUUUCCAAAGUUCAAUGAGUUUGUACUGUAACAUUUGUUUGAAAAUUUAAGUUUUCCAGGUUUUUACUUUAUUUUGGACAUUUAUGCCAUAGUGUGUGUGUCAGUAGAAUUCAUGAUUUUAUUGUUCCUUGUUAGAAAUGAGCGCCAUUGUCUAAAUGCUUAAUUACUGCAGUAUUAUAGUUUAGCCAAAUAUGUGAAGACUUAGCGGUUAUUGGUUCCUUUUGGUCCUAGAGUCUAGAGUUGGAACAAAGCUUUUCUGAUGGGGGUAAAUGAUUGGCGCUAAAUAUGAGCACUUGUUUAAUAUGCAUUGCCUAUAGCUGUAUGCAGUGGUGCUUGUGGGAAUGGUAAUAAGAUGCUUUACAGAUAAACUAGGCGAACGCUUUAAAAACCGUUAACUGGAUAUUUGAGGUGCAGUCGCAUAGCCUCUUUUUACAUGCUUGUUAAUGAUCGGGUUGAGGUUUGUGGGUCAGAGUAUGGCUAAAAAGAAAGAUGAGUUUUCAUAUUAACUGCAUAAUCGCAGUCUGUGUAGCCAGUGUAUAGUUGCCAAUGUCCUGUGUAUCAUUUAAUGCCACUUUUUGUGGUUAUCAGGCAAUUUGUCAGGCACAGAUUAAGCUCAGUCCUGGACUAAAUGUAGUUUUUCAUGGAGAAUCUCCAUUCAUUUAAUUUAAUUUAGGACUAGGCUUCACUCUAAUGUCCUCACCGAGAAAAAAAGCAAUGAAAAAAAUGAUGUAGCCUGCUAAACCGUCGAGCAGAACUUUAAAGGGUAAAUCUGUGUUUGUAAGCCUGGCCCUUUAUGUCCAGACUUAAAGCUGGGUAUUCUCUGCCUCACACCUCAUUCUUCUGUAGCCCAAGGGUGCAAGAGCAGUGCCCCACAUAGGAAUCAAACCUGCAACUUCUGAUAUAGACGUCCAGUUCUCCCCAACUGCUACACUCUGGUAUACUUAUUAUUUUCUAUCUGUGUCAAUCAUGCCUUGCGGCUUGCUGUUAUCUGUGGUAUUGUGCAUUUAUCUGCCAUUGGUCAUUCCCAGUUCUUUUCCCAGUAAUUUCUUUCAAAAUGGCAUUAGUGGUUCUAAUCUGAGUGUCUUUGUAUUCCAUUUGCGAUAUCUAUGGUAGGCUGAGCUAGCGUAAUGCUAUGCUAUCCAUCUGCCUGUUAGCAUACUUCCCUCCCGCUCAGAAAAACCUUUGAGAAUUGUAUCAUUCCAUGGCCACAAUCGUUGCACCUGUGAUUGGUUGUGCCAUUGGUCCAUCGCUUAAUUGGUCCUGCCAUUAGUUUGUUAUCCCUUUGCCACCCCCUGGCAAAUGCGAUUGGAUGAUUCCCAUGUUGUUUUCCCGUUAGGUCCAAUUUAAUAUUUUAGCCCUCCUAGAAGGCACGGCUGCAAAACUCAUUAAUUAGCUUACUUAGCCAAUCUUAUUUAACCAAUUUUCAUAGCUUCCAGCAAAAAAAUAAAAAAUACAGUACUUGAGCCUUUAGAAAACAUCACGAUGGGCAUGAUGGUUUACACUGCUGCUCAGUCCACAAAUGAUAACGAAUCCUUAGUGUGAUUCCUAUUUGUGGAAAAAAUAGGAUAUUUCUAUAUAUUUUUGGGAGUGUGUGUUUGAAUUGAUGUGAAAGAGAAUUAAAUUAUAAUCGUGUCACAUUUGACUUAAGUCUUGAGAUUUCUGUUUGAAGAAAUAUUGAUUUAUUGUGAAGGGAUUGUUGUACGAGUCUGAGAGAGACUUCGAAUGUGUUCGGAUAGUGGAUUUGAGAAAAUGUAUGCAAUGUUUGAAAAUGCUCGACUUGCCAGGGUGAUGAUUUUAAUUCUGUGGUGUGCUGCUUUUUGAGAAUGAGACAUUUUCAUAUGUGAACGCAUUUUUUUCCUGCUUGUGCAUUACGGUUUAACCAUUUACAAAUGUCCCCCUUUCAUCCGCUGACAUCGUUAUUUAAAUCUGCUCUGAGCACGGAGACUGGAAUAUGGUCAAGCGGUUGACGACGUCGUCGGCAGCGAUUGUAAUGGCUUCAGUCUACAUGUCAAUGUUCAUAUGGUAAAAUAUCAUCGGACAUCUGAAAAUAAAGCCAAACGCAUUUGUAAAAGUGAA
Molecule: messenger RNA, 6465 nt
Organism: Conger conger (European conger)
Lineage: Eukaryota; Metazoa; Chordata; Actinopteri; Anguilliformes; Congridae
Gene: stard7
Product: StAR related lipid transfer domain containing 7
Exons: 8
Coding region: 743-1966 (407 amino acids)
Molecular function (GO): lipid binding
Source: RefSeq, a predicted model, not a curated record